UCACGCUGUCCCCGUCACAGCCCCGCCGCUUGCCCAGCCCCGGGGCCGGGCUUCCCCAGCACAGCCCCGCCAUCGCUCUGGGAACCUGCUGAGCACCGGGAGCCCCUGUCCCCAUGGUGUCCCUCGAGGGUUUGGUGGCUGUGGCUGUGGUGCUCGCUGGCCUGGGCCUCCUGGCCUGGUGCCUUUGGGCAGGAAGGCUGGAGGUGCCUGGAGCCUGGGGUGAGGAGGAAGAGGAGGGGAUCCCCCUCAUUGCCAAGGACGGUUUGUGGCGCUGCCGACUGCUGUGCAAGCCCUCGGCACUGGCCCAGCACCUGGUGCGGAGCUUGGGGCGGUCGGCGGUGCUGCGGGGAGGCCGCUGGUCGUGGCCGCGCUGGCCACAGCUCCAGAUGCUGCGGCAGCUCCUGCAGCCACCUGAGCCCGAGCCGGCGCUGGCCCGGGAGCUGCUGCAGCUGCCUGACACUGGGCUGGUGGCCCUGGACUGGCUGGUGGGGCCGUGGGGAACCAUGGGUGCUGGCGUGGGGGACUCCAGCCCUGUGCUGCUGCUCAUCCCCAAUGCCGCUGGAAAGGUGACAGGGGCGCUGCUGCAGCUGGGGCUGCGGGCCCUGGAGCGGGGCUUCGUCCCCGUCAUCUUCAACCGCCGGGGGCACAACGGCUGCCCCCUCACCACCCCCCGGUUCCAGCCCUUCGGGGACCCCAGGGAUCUGCGGGAGGCGGUGACAUACCUGCGCUGCCGGCACCCCACGGCCCUGCUGCUGGCCGUCAGCGAGGGCUCGGGCUCGGGGCUGCUGCUUGCCUACCUGGGGGAGAGCGGCUCCUCCAGCCGCCUGGCCGCCGCUGCUUGCCUCUCCCCCGUCUUCAGCGGCCGGGACUGGUUCGAGGCUGGGAUGCCCUGGCUCUACGAGUGGCCGCUGCUUCUGCACCUCAAGCAGGGACUCAGCAGGUACGCGGGGUCCCUGUCCGAGGCGGUGGACGUGGACAGGCUGCUGGGCAGCCGCUCGCUGCGGGAGCUGGAGGAAACGCUCUUCUGCCGGACCAAGAGCCGCCCCACCAGCUGGGACACCUACUGGGAGCGCAACGAGCCCCUGCGCGACGCCGACGAGGCGGCCGUGCCGGUGCUGUGCCUCUGCAGCGCCGACGACCCCGUGCGCGGCCCCCCGGCCCGCAGCCUCCCCACCGAGCUCUUCCGCAGCAGCCCCUACUUCUUCCUGCUGCUCACCCGCCGGGGGGGACACUGCGGCUUCCCCCGGCAGGGACAGGGACGCUGCUGGGGACACGAGGUCGUGCUGGAGUAUUUCAAGGCCAUGGCCGAGUUCCUGCGUGCCGAGGAGAGGAGGAAGGGGCCGCCGCGGCCCCGCGGGUCGGGGGGUCCCGCCGUCGAGCCCCCCGUCUUCACCUGGCAGAGGUCGUACACCCGGUAGCCCGGUGCCGGGGGGCUCAGAGGGGCAGGCAGACACUCCGUGUACUAAAAUUACUUUAUUACAGUUGAUUUUUUUUUUUUAACAUUUCCUUUGCUAUGAUACAAAGGAUACUUACAAACAAAAUAUUACAUAUGACCUUAUUUUUUUUUGUUUUCUCUUCUCUUAUUUUCUGACAACUUGGUAACAGCUUUAAAUGCACAAUCUAUACAAUUAAUACAGGUUAUAUAUGAGCUAUAAUGUAUGUUGAACCAGAAGAAUACCAGAAUACUGACAAUAUACUGUACAUUAAUCCUUACCAGUUAGUGCUCGUGGCAUUUUCUACAAGAAGGAAAACGCACACCUGUAGAUUCACUCAUACCAGCUGGUGCUACCAGACACAGAAGCAGGAAGGAGUUUAAUUCCCCUGGUUAAAUCCUUCACGGCCCACCACCGUGGUGCUGGGCCUGGAAACCUCAGACCAGUGUUCAUAGUAAAACAGCAGAUAUGUGUGGGUUUUUUGUGGUUUUGUUUGUUUCUCUACCUAACGCUCUGUGGCACAGAACGGCCCAGCCGGUGCCUCCCCCGGCACCGUGGCCGCCGGGCUUUGCUUUGUCUGGAUGAUGCCCCAGAGCUGACGGCGCUGGGCGAGCUCUUGUUGGGGAGCUGGACCUCUGCAGGGAGAGGAGGAGGAGGAAGAGGAGGAGGAGGAGGAGAGGAAAAGCAGCAGCAGCUUUCCAGCCAUCAGCAGGCAGCUCUCGGGUGCCGGACCCCAGCGACGGGCACCCGGACCCCAAUGAUGGGCACCCAGACCCCGACGACGGGCACCUGGACCCCAGCGACGGGCACCCGGACCCCAAUGAUGGGCACCCAGACCCCGACGACGGGCACCUGGACCCCGACAAUGGGCACCCGGACCCCAACGAUGGGCACCCGGAACCCAACGACGGGCACCCGGAACCCAACGACGGGCACCCGGGGGUCCGAGCGAGCCCGAGCGCAGGGCCGGUGUCCGGCCAAAUCCUCCCACCCGCUCGCCAGAAAAGCUUCGCUUUUGUUUCGCAGCCAAAGCUCGAGUUGUGUGGCUACAGGUGUGCACUUCCCCUCCUCCCGCCAUGGGCUACGUCCGACUGAUAAGGUUACAUUUUAUUAUUUUUAUAUUGUUUUUUUACCUUUUUUUCUUUUUUUUUUUCGUUUUUUUGUUUUUUUUUUUAAGCAACCAGCAAGUGAAGCGUUUCUUUAGUUGACUGGCAAAAGAGCUGGCGUUUGCACAGAAGCUGCAAAUGGAAAAUAGGCAUCCCCUCCACCCACCCGCUGCAUCCCAGCCCAGAAAACCCCAAACUGUUGGCGGAUUAGAAACAAACCCAAACCACGGGGGCGGAGGAGAGGAAGGGAGGGGAGAACAGGUUGGAAAACCCCAGGUUUGAGUUACCAGUUCCUUGACUUCACACAAUGCUUGUGCAAAAAGAAACAAAACAAAACCCCCAAACAAACAAAAACCAAACCCAGAAACAUGCUGGAAAUAAUGAAAACAAAUGGAAAGUAAUAUAUAUAAAAUUAAAAAUAUAAAUAGGAUGUCUGGCUGACUGGUAGAAGAAUAGGUCAUUUAGGUUACAAAAAGGAAUAUACAUUCAAGAGGCUCUGAACCCAGUGGGGUAACUGAUGUUAAAACUUGUGUUAAUAGUUAGGCUAGAAUUCUCAAGUUUGUCUUUAAAAUCUUCACAAUACAAGCAAGCUAUUUGUAAAAAAUGUACACUAUACACACCUCACACAGCUCUCCUAUCCGUAUCACACACGUUACGCUACCUUCCCAUCCACUAAACCAAGGGGGUUCCCGCGGCGAAGGUACCGGGGGGCACACGGGGGUACACAGGGGUCCCCCCUUCCCGACCCGUCCAUGGGGCAGGUGGCUCAGAGCCCCGGGCAGGUCCCCUGUCCCUCCCCUCUCACCACAACCACCUCCUCAAGCAUUUACAAGUCACCAAAGGGCUGUAGCCUUUUAUGUUAUACACACUUCACUUUGUAACGUUAAUUAUUUACAUCAGGGCUGCUCCCCCCCCCAUAUCUUUUAGCUGUCUCUAGGCAGGUAAAAAAAUGUUCCUGUUCCAAGCAAGCAGGGGGAAGAGCCGCGGGGGGCGAGGAGGGAAGGAAAGCUGAAGAAAGGAAGGGGGUGGUUUGCUUGCCAGAAGCCAAACCCGUACGCACACAAACGCUUCACCUUCUCUGAUCCUGGAAUCCUCACGAGCUCCCGUCCCCUACGAGCCCCGGGACAAGCAGACCCGGAGAGCGCGGCGCCCACGCUCCGCUCGCGGCUUCCCGGGACGCUCAGCAGAGAUAUUCAGGACUCGCCUCUGCCACAGGACACGGAGCACAGGUCCGUCCUUCAACCCUGGGAGCGCAGGUCAGGCCGGGGGCAGCGACACCCCGACCCUCGCACCCAAAAUGUCACCCUCGGCAUCCGCAGUCGGGCUUUGCCGGAGCCGUGCGGCAGCAGCAGCGCCGUGCUUCAGGUUGUUAACAACCCCGCGCUGAUCGCUGAGCUCUGCUGAGCUCAGAGUUGCCAUAGAAAUGCGCGAUCCUGGCACUAAAAGCAGGCAACAAUCUCAAAUGAAAGUCAUAUUUCUUUUUUUUUCCUCUAGUAGGCUUAGAUGAACUCGGGUUUAAGACAAAAGCAGCCGGAAGGGGAAAAGAGAUCAUUUCAAGAGAGGUUGAAAAACAUAGUCGUAAGCCGGUAUUAAACCGCAGCGAGGAACCUGAACUCGGUUCCCGUUGAGUUCGGCUCCAGGGGAGCUGAACGCCGCUCCGUCCCUCGCGCUGCCCACGACGCCGACGGGAAGGAGGCGACACGCGGCGGAAAACGCGGCCGGGGGCUGGGAGCCGAAAUCCGGUGCCCCCAGCCCCCCUGCGGCACCUCCCCAGCUCACGGUACCGAAGCACAAUUCCUCACAGCAUCACUUGGACAAGUCUCGGGGAUUAGACGCAUGCGGAACUACGACUGGCAAUUACAGUAGCUUUUUGCUAGCUGGCACAUACUGUAUCUAGAAAUUUUAGUACAAAAACUUAAAAAAUACAGAAACUAGGUCAAUUUGUUAACUACAUAUUUACAGGUAAUUACAAUGCUUUUCACUCACAAUAAUUAAACUAAUUGUCAGUGAAAAUUCAAACUGUGCAUGUUCUGAGGUACCCGUACUCAGGGGUGGGGAGCGGGGCAGGGGACCGGAGGGGUGAGGUGGGGGGGACGAUCCCCCCCACGUUUGUUCACAUCGUGGGGGCAACACUCGCUCCUCCUGGUUCCUGGACUCAGUGUGUGCACUCAGAGAAAGCAAGGAGAGAGGGAACCGAUGUUGAGGCUGUAAUUAGUUUUCCUACGACAUGGCUUUAGGAUGUUCUGAGGACGCCAGACGGGUGCAAAGCCAACAGUCACGUACCAAACCGCCGCCUCUCCCCACAAAAAGAGCCUUCAGGUGAAGUGCGAGUGUCGGGACCCAUAGCUCGGUGGUUAAGGUGCUUGUCUGCCAGCAAAUCCGAUUUCCUAAGUCCCUCUCUAGCUGACAAAGGCCUUUCCUCCCCCAGCAAAGCCUGGGCAGGGCAGGGACGCAGCUGCCUGAACCUCAUUGUGCAAGAGGAACCAGGGUUAUCUGCUGCCAUCGCUCCCUGGUGGGGUGAUGUUUGCUGUGACUACUACAUCUAUCAGCUGCUUUUUUUUUUGGCUGUAAACAGCUACCCACAACCCCCCAAAGCGCCUCACACGUGCUUCUCAACAGACUCCAGCUCAAUCAACUCGUAAAAGUGCAAACUGAAGCAAACACAGCAGAGGGACACUGACCAUUGUCCCUGCCUGAGCAUCCACUGCUCCUCCAUCUCUGGCACGGGCUCCGGGCUCUCUGCCCCACGGCAGGAGCACGGCUCAGGAUGACACUAGUCACUGUGAAAGGGUAAGGACGUUCCAACCAAACACCAGCCUCACCUAAAAAGCUUACAAGAGACCUUCCAAAAGGGACGGAGGAUAAUUGCCUCCAAAUUUGUCUGGUAGCACAAAGAAGCGAGCCCAUGGUUCGUGUGCUGCUGAGCUGGCCGGGCUUCCGGGGGGGUAAAUGUCACAGCUGGGUGACUUGACACAUGCAAGAACCAUUUAUCGCCCAAACCGGCAGAUGUCUCACUAAGAUGGGGUCUGCAGAGGGCAAAGGAGAAGGUUUAGAAGGGUCUUCACAGCUCCAGAAGCGUGUGGUGUCCAGCACAGGGCUGGAGGAAGGACCAGGACAAGAUCCACUAGAAAUGCAGAGCAAGCACCCAGGAGAACAAGGCUGUCCUCUGCGUAGCAGACUUGAAUAGCAAAACACACUUGCCUGAGGAGAAUAAAGAAUGGACCAAAAACGUCCCUCUGUGUGCAUAUAUGUACAUAUACGUUGUACACACACACAUUUAUUUUAAAUCUUCCAAUUUAGCUUCUCUUCUGACCCUCCGCACACCCUGCCCUAGUUAUCAGACGCGCACAAGGGUAGACAGUGUUCAGAGUCAGCAGCGGCUUGAACUCAGGAAUGCCAGAAGUUAGUGCUGGUGCAGAGUGCCAAGACGGUGCCGGGCUUGUGAUCUUUCACAGCCAGACGCAGCCAGGGACCCGGCGCUCAGCGCCCUCCCCAGCAUCCCUCAACUCCUUUCCUAUCCCUAUACCAUCUUGCUUUCUUCUCCGCUGUCUUCUGACUUUCUGGUACCCUCUGGGAGCUCUCUGGUGUCCUCCACAGCACACCCGGAGCAGCCGGCCUGCCCUCCCGUGCCCCACAACGAGCAAGCUACAAUUAGCGGGGCAGGAUUUAAAGCGAGGGCUUUAGACUGAGCUCAGCCUCGCGCAGACGUACGUGCCCUGCUGCAGAGGUUGCUUUUGCUGACGAACAGGAGCGCUAAAGAACAGCAGAACUGAAGUGCCCUGACAGAAAUGCACAGCGUGGUGUGUGUGUGUGCACAUAUACCCACACACACAUACCGAGUAUAUAAAUAUAUACAAAUGAGAUACCAUAUAUAUAUAUCCAGAGAGAUGUGCGUAUUCAACGGAGUAAUGGUAGACAGUGGUACAAUACAAUUUAUUGCCUCUCAAGAAAUGGCACGUAAGCAGGGUCACGGGGACAGGGCAGCCUCGAGCGCCUUUUCCCUGGGGGUAGGGGGUUAAUUUACAGCAUCGCCCCUGUAUCCCCAGGCUGCACCCCCAGGUGUGCAACCUGCGCUCUUCUGGGGCGGAUACGGAGCGAUGCCAGCCUGGCCGCAGGGGAUUUUCUGUGGGAAGCUCGGUAUUGUACCACAUUCAAUCCUUCAACCCCUUGGGAGCUCAGGGCGAGCGCAGGUGAAACGGAGCCGGGGUCUCCAUUUCAGCGCCGCGUCCGAGGGAGAGAGCACGAAACGCUCGACAGGGAUGGGAGAGGCAGCGCUGCCUCCCUAGGACUACGGAGAACAAGGAGAAUGCAGCCCCUUCCACUGGGUUUGGGUAAUUAAAAUCAAAAAGAAAUUCAAAUCAGAAAAAGGUGAAAAUGCUGGCUCCUCUUAUUUUCAUCUGUGGGCUAAACUACAUCAGAACUUUAGGUCUUUGCAAAGGGGAAAGAAAAACAACCACAGAGUAACAGAUUUCAGGGGGUUAAGCUGAUGAAAAUACCGCAAUAAAGUUUGCAAAGCAGUCCGUACAGACGAGCUUCCCCAGCGUGAAAUAUGAACGUAAGAGAUGUAACAACGUCUUUGCUGAGGUACUGGAGUAGUUUCCACGAUUUACAGUAUUUUUAAAAUGAGGGUUAGGACAUGACUGCUAUAGACAAUAUGGAGUAAUUAGUCUUACUUUUAAAAACAGAGUUUGCAAACUGAUUCAGAGAGUGUUUGCGCCUCUCCAGCCUGUAGUUGUUAAUGUAUCUCAGAAAUACACCCGAGAUACAUUAAAAUCUCAACACCAAGGGCCUCCUCACAUUCCUCCAAGGCACAGCCUGACCCUGAGUCCCUCUGGCUAUGUAACAGGGUGUUUUCUCUGGAAAUCAGGCUUGUUUGGGACAGCUUUCCUUCCCCCACAUACACACAGGGACACACACAUUUAGACCAGUUGAUCUGAAUCAGUUUUUGCAAACUAUUUUAAUUAAAAUAUUAACUUGUUGGAAUAGUCCAGGUCUGCACAUGAUAUACAUGUAAAAAUGGUUACUACACAAUUCUUUUUGAAUACAAAAAAGCCAAUAUGGGAUAGCCAUCAUUUGGAUUCAGCAUUCAGUCAUGCUCGACAUUACACAAAGAGAUGGGUUGAGAGAAUUCUGUUGAAGUAGCUCAAUUUAAGCCAGAGACUUUGACCAAAUUCAAACCGUAACAGAAGCAAAAGAAUGAACCCACUGAACUUGCAGGUAUAGCCUGUCCCCAAUGCUGCUGUUUGUGAUAGAGGAGCUGAACUUCAAAACGCCGUGUCAGCACCGAGCUCUGGGCGCACCCUCCACGCUCACGGUAAAUCCCAAUACGAACACAAUUUUGGCCUUUCCUUUCGUUUUUGUCUUUCUAACCCCAAGGAAAACACAGGUACCUUUCCUAAAUCAGUUUCGCUGCAUUCCAACGACACCGCAAUGCAAAAGAAUGACCCUAAAACAUCCAAUUCCACAUGAAAACAUAGCAGAGGAAAGGACAGGAUAAUUCGCGGUCACCACUUGCCCCAGGCGGGGGACAACCAGAGUCACCCCCAUGGGACCACCGCCUCACCCCAGGCUUCCAUCAACUGUUAGUACUACAAAGCUCCUUCCUAAGGGGCUGCUCGAAUGUAUUUUGGUAGUUUCCACCUUUGAUUAGAGUGAUAUGCUACGUCAAGACGCUAGAAAUCCCAGUUGGAUACACUGGACACUGGCAGAGAGUUAAGGACUGGGAGUGGAUGUUAAUUGAGCUAACGAAAGAACGUCGCCCCGUUGAGAGUACUGAACAGCAGCGAGACACUAUUUACUAUAUAAAUAUGUCACAUGGACAAACACAUUCGGAAAACCUUGCUUUUGAGCCCUAUAAACAUAUUAAAGGCAAAUCCUAGAGUUAGCAGCUAGUGUUUUCUUCAAGAUGAUUAGUGUGCAAGGAAAAACAUUUACAAAGAACCCUGGCUGGUCAGUCCCCAAGAUGGAAAUCUUUGCCUCAAGCCAAACUUCAUCUACCUGCUCCUUCCCCAGCCCCAGCCUGACCCGGCGCGUGGGGACAUCUCCGGUUCCCAGCACUAAGGGAUGACACGAUGCCACAAAGUCAUUCGGUUAACCAAACUCCCUGACCCCUUUAUCGCCGUCUGGAUUUCACAACCUCCUUUGCUUCCUUUCAGUAGUACAGCAGCUCCAAGGAGCCUCUGGAAGUAGUGCCUUCUCGCACGGUUCAGCGUGAUAUGCUGCCAAAAUACCACAGCAUCUCGAGGGACUGUAAAAGCUGUGAAGUAUUGCAGCAACGAAAGUAAUAAAAAAAGGAGCCUCACAUGCAGCCAGAUCUACAGUGGUGAUGUGGGUUAGUCAUCAGCUGGGAAAGUCAUUGGCUCAGCUCCUCCUGGUACACUGUGGCAACUAAACAUUUAAACAGUUGGCUACACUCUACAUGUAAACAGGAAAUUGCAACAAGCCAAAAAGGUAAUAAAUUGGUGGAUGUAGUGUGAUAAUGAAAAACCCGAUCAAUGGCAUUUUGUGACUAUGGCAUCCUUCAAAAUACCUCUGGCAUUUGAGAUUGAUUGGCUGAAAGUCUAAACAUUUCUGAAUGGAGCAAAAAGGACUACGCUGGGCUCCAAGAAUUAUCCUGAUGCUUAGCUAAGAUGAGAUGUCACAGUAUUAGCUGUACAAGUGCAUUAUUUACGCUCCUCUGCCCAACCUCGUCUGAGCUACCAGCAGCACAGUCAGGGAGUGCCAACGCAGGAAUCAUAAUUUUGAACAUUUCUAGCCUGUUCCCUCCAGACACGUUCACACACACGCUUCUCGGGAAGCUGACCAGUGCCUUCUGAGAGAACGUCACUUCUGACACCACACGGAGCGGGCACUUGGGUAGAAGGGCCCUGCUGAGCCCUGGGGUCUCUUGGCCUCUCUUCUCACCCUUCUUCCUCACCUACGAGUCUUUGAAAACGCCUCCUGGCAGAGGCAAUACCCUAGAAAUGUAUCCAAUUUCAUGACAAAAUAAAAACGGAACAGAAGAUCCAGCUGUUCCUCCCCUGGAUGUUGGUUUAAAGGCAGCUCGCCUGGUUUUUGCAGGGUGGCAGUUCGAAAUUUACGGACAUGGGAGGAGGUCUCUGUUCUCCCUCAGACUUCCUACGGAUGGCGUGACGAGGGCAGUCUGAGCCCCUUCUGUCCUGUCAGUGUGACGACCACCAGCCAACUCUUCUAAUUGCAUAUAUUUCUCAGACGCCCUCCCAAGACCCCUCCAAAAAGUAAAAAUGAAAAAAGAAAAAAAAAAACAACAAAAAAAGAAAACAAAAAACAAAA
Molecule: messenger RNA, 9829 nt
Organism: Columba livia (rock pigeon)
Lineage: Eukaryota; Metazoa; Chordata; Aves; Columbiformes; Columbidae
Gene: ABHD15
Product: abhydrolase domain containing 15
Exons: 2
Coding region: 114-1418 (434 amino acids)
Molecular function (GO): short-chain carboxylesterase activity; monoacylglycerol lipase activity
Source: RefSeq, a predicted model, not a curated record